AUGUUACCCCCAGCAUCUGUGGGUAAGGCACCCACAUCGCCAGCUAAACGAGCUGCUUCUCCUGCUUCAACUUCUUCCUUGCCUUCGUCCAGUCUUCGAUCCUCGGCGUCCUCAUCUCUUAGUGCUUCUUCAGAAAAGCUGAACAGUUCCGAGUCGAAGUCGUCUGGAAGUAAACUGGACAUGGAUCAGAUCAGUACAAUGACCCUGGAGCAGUUUAAAAACUUGCUCAACAACCAGCUGAUCACGACAGCAAGAGAACGAGCUCCAAGUAUUGGUUCUGCAGUCGAGUCAUCUUCUCGUCCGACAAGACAGAUGGGUGGUACCUCAAAUAAACUUCAGAAUCCCUCCACAAAGAACUUUAACCCAAAUCUUAAUGGACAAGGACGUGGCCCAAGGCAGACCCCUGGUCGUAGAUCUGCUGAUCACAGUCCUGAUGUUCACAGACGGAUGCGGUCACCAUCACCCAAACUGUACAGUCAACCAGGAGAGAAUGCUGGUCUUGAGGGAUCCAGUGGUGGCGUAAAGCCCAGGGGGAAACGAUCUGGGUUAAGUUUCCUUCCUAGGCCAAGCACACAGUCUUCAUUACAGCUUAAUGGAGAAUCCAAGAUACCUAUGAAGAAAUUGGGAGAUACAACUGUAACUCAGGUUUCACGCCCGGUGACUCCGUCUAGUGAGACCAGAGCCCAAAGAUCCCUACCAAGCACCCCCAAGCAGGAACGGAAAUACAACACAAAUCCUCGCCAUUUAAUAGAAGGAAGCAACAUCAAAAAACAAAACAGUUCUACAAAACGCGGGGCCAUCAUGCAGAGGGCCAACACCCCUGGCCCAAGAUUACACACCCCGAAUAAGAUAGAAACUCGACGAUCAUCCACUCCAGGACUCCGAGAGUUGCAGAUUUACUCUGAAUCUGGAAAUGCAAAUUUAACUGACGAUACCCAAUCAUCAGCUGAUGAAGAUGGUGGCGGAUUGAAAACUCCGACUCCUGGAAGACGCCAUGGCUCUCGUUCCCAGAGUGGAUUAUCUUCUCGCUCAUCAUCUGCACAAAGUCUUAGUUUGACAGUAAAGGGUGAUAUUCCCAUUGAGGACUCUCGAAUGACAUCUCAUCCAACAGGUUAUGCAGAACGAUGGCGCCGAAACAAACGGUCAUCAUCAGCAGUUAGAGUAAAAGCUAAUACAGGCAGCCCAGAUACGAUUACUAUAUCACGAACUCAAAGUGGGGGUCAUAGUGUAGUAUUGGGUAAGGCCUCUGCUAGUGAUAUACGUGGUGGUCUGGCCACAGGACGGUCGUCGAGAAGUGAUCUGGGUAGGGACAUGUCUGAAAUUGUUAGAAGAGCACGUUGUACUGUAAAAAAUACAACUACACAAAUUGCCCGUUCACAAAGUGCUGACCGGUUUGCUCAGCGCCAGCGGUCAAGCAGCACUAGCAGUGUUGAAGAUAAUGAUGAAAUGCCAUGGUGUAAAGAUCACCCACAGCAAAGACGUUUAUCAGAGCUUGGAAACAAAACCUCUGCUGCUGCUGCACGGAGCAAUAGCCUUAAAUAUGAAAGAAGUGGACAAUCUAGACGUGGUGGAUCCAUCACCCCUAAUUCAAUUGAUAUCUGUGAUUUUGACCUCAGCUCCCGGCCAUUGGAUGAAAUUAAGGCAGCUUUGAAUCCUGUUAAUGGCAUUGUACCCCAGGUAUCCGACCCUAAUGAGUUAGAUGCUCCUCCGGAGGACCCAGAAAUGUAUGAACAAAUGGAGAAGCUGUUCGAGGCAUACCGUCAAAAGGAGCUACGUGAUAUGGUAGAAGCAACUGAUCGUAACAAGGACUCGUUAGCCAUUCCAUCAGACAGGCAGGAUGAUGAUGACGAUUCAAGAGGGAAUAAUACGGACGUGUCAUCCCUAGACAGUAAUAUAAAUCUCCCAGUCAGCGGCCACUCAUCUCAAGCCGGAUCUCGACGGUCAUCUCUCCAGAAGACGUCCGAUGCAGAAUCUAUUGAAAAGGUAUCUGGGUCCUUGAAAGAGCAAAAUAAAGCACAAAUGCGUCAAAAUAGUGGCAGCAGCCGGAUCCCUACUUCUCGGAUUCCUGGGCUUCGCCUAUGCCGGAUCCCAACACCGAAAUCAGGCAGUGGAACCAGUAACAGUGGCAUUCCGCAAUCAACAACUGGUCACCAGAGAAAUGGCGAGAAGACAUACCCUGAUAUGGAUUAUGCUGAUGAUAACAAUGCUUCUGCCAGCGACUGUUACGAGUUCUUAACCAGUGAACAAGUCAGUGACAAUUCUCGGCGUACAUCAUACAGUGACGAAAGUUCUGUAUCGACCUCGGACACAAGCAAUGUCGGGCAGCGAUUGGGUUCGGAGACCUCUGUCCCCAAAGUUGCUAAGCCUCUUACCACUGGUCGGCAACGGCUUAUCAGUAGAAGAUGUAACAAACCUGAAAACCGAUCUGACAAAUCCAAAUUGCUCUCUCAGUCUCCUGAUAUCUAUCUUGAACAUUGUCUGAUUUGCUUUCAUAUCUAUCCAACUGUUUCUGUCAAUCUAUCUGUUUCUCUCUAUGCACUUCUUUCUAUCUGUUUCUCUCUAUGCACUUCUUUCUAUCUGUUUCUCUCUAUGCACUUCUUUCUAUCUGUUUCUCUCUAUGCACUUCUUUCUAUCUGUUUCUCUCUAUGCACUUCUUUCUAUCUGUUUCUCUCUAUGCACUUCUUUCUAUCUGUUUCUCUCUAUGCACUUCUUUCUAUCUGUUUCUCUCUAUGCACUUCUUUCUAUCUGUUUCUCUCUAUGCACUUCUUUCUAUCUGUUUCUCUCUAUGCACUUCUUUCUAUCUGUUUCUCUCUAUGCACUUCUUUCUAUCUGUUUCUCUCUAUGCACUUCUUUUCUAUCUGUUUCUCUCUAUGCACUUCUUUCUAUCUGUUUCUCUCUAUGCACUUCUUUCUAUCUGUUUCUCUCUAUGCACUUCUUUCUAUCUGUUUCUCUCUAUGCACUUCUUUCUAUCUGUUUCUCUCUAUGCACUUCUUUCUAUCUGUUUCUCUCUAUGCACUUCUUUCUUCUGUUUCUCUCUAUACUUCUUUCUAUCUGUUUCUCUCUAUGCACUUCUUUCUAUCUGUUUCUCUCUAUGCACUUCUUUCUAUCUGUUUCUCUCUAUGCACUUCUUUCUAUCUGUUUCUCUCUAUGCACUUCUUUCUAUCUUUUCAACUGUUUCUUUUUAUUUAUCUAUCUCUCCAACUGUUUCUAUCUCUCCAACUGUUUCUAUCUCUCCAUCUACCUCACUCCUCCUAUUUCCCUCCUAUCUAUCUCACUCCUCCUAUUUCCCUCCUAUCUAUCUCACUCCUCCUAUUUCCCUCCUAUCUAUCUAUCUAUCUCACUCCUUUUUGUCUGUUUCUUUCAAUCUAUGUAUCUGACUAUAUCUAUCUCACUCCUGUUAUCUAUCUCCUCUUAUUACACUCGUAUACAUCCUAUCACCUCAGUUUCCUUUUAUGUUUCUCUCAUUCUCUUCAUUUCUCGAUCUCAAAUUUUGUCUUUGUCUCUUUCUAUUGUCUCCUAUCUAUCAUGUGUGUGCAUAUAUAUAUAUAUAAAAUCUGUUCCUAUCUAUCUUUUAAUCUGUCUUGGUCUUCUCCUAUCUCAACUCUUAUCGUUAUCACUAUAAUGUUUUGUUUCUGA
Messenger RNA from Acanthosepion pharaonis, 3636 nucleotides. Lineage: Eukaryota; Metazoa; Mollusca; Cephalopoda; Sepiida; Sepiidae. The record is from the annotation of a GenBank genome assembly.